CAGCUAAAUUCUGCUCUUCCAAAACUAAUUCUCUAUUAUGGGAUCUUUCCAUGAAUUUGUUUUCUCAGUGCUGCAGCUGCACGGAUUAUCUGAUACAUUUUGUACAGCAUCACGGACUCGGAAUUAUCCUGGCCCGACCAUUGCGCCAACAACUGCGUGUCAGUUAUCACCAGUACAGUAUUUGGACAACGACAACCUUCACCACGAUUAGAUCUCUACAAAAGCAUUGCUUGCUUCAUUCCCGUAAUGUUUGCGCAUGGCUUCGAUCCUUCGUAAUCAUACACGCGACGGCGACUUCGACUAUUAGGACAUGGCCCGGAACGGCUAUGGGGGCGGGGGCUACGAAGACCCUCCUUAUACAAAUGGCAAUGGCAAUGACUAUGGAGCACCGGUAGGCUUUGGUCUUCCUCCCGGAGCAGAGGAUUAUGAUCCAUACGGCGCGCCAUACGAAGAGCAAUUCAGUACUCUAGUUGCGACGAACCCUUACCCUCCCCCGGCAGCACGAUCCGCGCGUUCGCGACCUCAAAGAGCAGCACCAGAAAGCAGCGCGGAGAAGGAGAUUGGGAAAGCUCUCGAACAUAUCAAGGAAUCAUGGCCAGCUAUGUGUCAGAACGAAUGUGUGCCGGUACAUGUUGCACUACAACUGCUGGAUACAAGCUCUGUUGGUAGGGCGCAUGAGUAUGCGGAAUUCGAAAGCACCCAUAGGUAUCUCCAAGAUUCCUUGAAGGCAAUUGUGCACGAAUACCACCAGGGCUUCAAUAGUUCGAUUGGUACUUUUCACAAGAUCCAGUCCAGUAUCCAAGCUUCGCAGAAAAGAGUUCGAACGCUGAAGGAGUCCCUGGCCCAGUCCAAGACAAGCCUUGCGACAUCAGAUCCGGAAUUACGGAAGCUGGCAUCUUCCUCGAAUGAAUACGACGAAUUAUUGCAUACUUUAGCAGAAGUCGAGGAGCUGCGACUCGUGCCGGAUCAACUGGAGGCACGGAUAUCAGAAAAGAGAUUCUUAACUGCCGUUGAUGUGUUGCAGACUGCGUUACGCCGGAUACGAGCACCAGCGCUGGAUGAAAUCGGCGCAUUGAGCGAUUUGAGAAGCUAUCUUGCAAAUCAGGAAACGGCAUUGUCUGACAUUUUAAUCGAAGAACUCCACGAUCACUUAUACCUCAAAUCUCCCUACUGCCAAGAAAGAUGGCAGAUACUCGCCAAAGAUCAAGCCGGGAUUGGAAAAGCUCAAUUGGAUGCGAGGUCUUCUAUACGGCCAUUCUAUGAGGUGCUGGAUACGAUGGACAUGACACAGCCUAUGGUUGAAGAGCCAGCCAGGAAUCCAGAAGCAGACACUUUUUAUUAUAUUGUCUUGCUGGUAGAGGCUUUGAACAAAUUGGGCAACCUCGAAGCUGCUGUCAAUACCAUCAAACAGCGACUUCCGGUUGAGCUAUUCGGUAUUGUCAAUGAAACGAAUGUUGAAGUUGACCAGAAGCAUCCAAGUUCCCUCAGAGGAGGCAUAUCGAAUUCUCAGGGAAACCAGGCAUAUGGAAGCCGGGAGAAUAGCAUACGCGCUGAUGUUAUCCACGACCUUCUAUGGACCUUGUACGCCAAAUUUGAAUCUAUAGCUGAAAGUCACCGUGUUUUCCACGAAUCCGUAAAAGCCGUCGUUCGUCGAGAAGGAGGGUCCAAAAACCAACCUGUCCUUUUGGGCGGCUUCAGAGAGCUUUGGAAUUUAUAUCAAAACGAGAUUCGGUCAUUGCUACACAAUUAUGUCACGACUGAUGCUGAUAUUUAUCAGUUUGAUUCUGCUCCAAAGACAGGAGCCUCAAAAACGAAUUCGAACCGAGAACAGCUGUUCCAAUUUUCUGAUGCUGAUUCGAAGUCUCUACAAAUGACCACUGAAUAUCAAGACUUGGAAGGAAUUAUCCGAGCAGCAGUGCCUGGACUUAUGUCUAAGCAGGGUACAGAUGGGAAGAAGCUUCCUCAAAAGGACAGCAUGAUAGGCCGAAAUGGAUCGCGACAAGCAAAUGCUUUCAACGACAAAUCAGGAGGAAUUGGAGCGCACAAAUCGCUGGUGGGCCCCAGCGUGUUCAAUAUGAGUUUGCUAUUGCCUCCAACGCUCGGCUUCUUACAAAGAUUGAAGAACAUUGUCCCCCCUGGUUCAGACCUUGUUACUAGCACUCUGACAUCCUUUCUCGACAAUUUUCUUGUCAACGUCUUUCUACCUCAGUUGGAUGAGACAUUAGGAAAACUUAGCGAUUCCGUAUUUGAAGAAUCUGACUCAUUUCAACAAGAUCCGCAAUGGACAAAUGUUGCUAGAAGACCAAUCUUCAAGGGUACCUCCGCGUUCUUUUCUCUUAUUACAGCUUUUUGUAAGAUGUUGGAUACCAUUCCUCACGAUCAAGCUUUGAGUCAACUUAUCAUAACCCAAAUGAUGAGAUACUACGACCGUUGCUGUGACUGGUUCAAAUCUUUGGUAUCUAGAGUUCAAGAUACAGAAGGCCCUACAAUGAAGCUAUCUGCUUUGCUGGCAAUUGGACCUGGUGAGAUCCAUGAUACAAUGAAAAAGAUGUGGACGUCGGAAGGAGACGAUGAACAAUUACUAGAGAAGGAAUCUGGGCUCCUUAUCCUUCAAACCAAUGAAAAUCCGAUGCGACUCGACGAUAUUAUCUUGGACCGGGAAACUAUUUCUUCUCUGUGCAUACUUUACACAAGCAUGAAAUGGCUUGCGAUCAAGGUAGACCAGCUUCGUCACAUCACGCGUAACGAUACAGAUUCUUCUCGAACAUCGGUACAGAAACCAUCAAAUAGGCGAUGGACUCUUCUGAAUGACUCUUCCACCCUGCAAGAUAACCAAGAGCCAGUCUACCUGCCGAUGACCCAGGAGACUGUAGUGUACGUUACUUCCAAGCAAUUCCUAUUUGCAUUAUACUGACUUUUCCAGGGCUUUUGAUUCAAUCGUGUCAUCCUACCAAGAACUAGCAGGCACGGUCCUUUUGACACUACACAUGGAAAUACGCUGCCAAAUCGUUCACGCGCUUACCAUUGCACUUUCACCCGAAUCAGCACCUUAUUUACUAGAGCAAGUAGUCAACGAUCCGGACCCUAAAAUCCUCAGUCUCAAUGCCGACCUGGCCUCUUACGAAGAGACAGUCGUCCGUUUCUUGCGUGAUAAAGAAAUCUCCUUCGUCCGUACUGGUCUAGGGCUCCUCAUCGACAACUUCCUCGUCACCAAUGCUGGAAUGGUGAAAGCUAUGAAUGCCCAUGGCUGCGGACGUAUGCAACUCAAUAUCCUCGUCCUUCAACAGAAUCUCAAGAAUAUCGAGGCGGAUGUAAGCCUGGCUCGUAGUGCGAAAUUCUUUGAUUUAUUCACAGAGGGGCCAGAUGCAGUGAUCAAGUAUGCUAGUGCGGAAGAGGGUAAGACGGAGAAGUUUACUUAUGAUGAUUUGAAGACGUUGGUGGAGUUGUGUUACAGUGAACAGAUGAGUAGUCCAGAACGGGGGAUUAGUACGGUGGCGAAGAGGGGAAUGGGUGAACAUCUUUUGUCACUGAGUGAGCAUAUGUGGCAGAGUUAG
This is a messenger RNA of Hymenoscyphus albidus, 3554 nucleotides long. NCBI's taxonomy places the organism in Eukaryota, Fungi, Ascomycota, Leotiomycetes, Helotiales, Helotiaceae. The record is from the annotation of a GenBank genome assembly.